AUGUCUGAGUUUCAUGAGGGCUGUGUUGCCUUUGUCACUGGUGCCGCCUCAGGAAUCGGCCUCGCAACAGCCCGCCAUCUUGUUUCCGUAGGAAUCACCAAAAUCGCCCUCCUCGAUCUCUCUUCAGACAGCUUAAACAAUUUACCCACAGCUCUCACUCAACUCUCACCCAAAACAGAGGUUCUCAUCCUCCCAACAGACGUCUCUCAAGAACAGGAAGUCGAAGCCGCGGUCAAGCAGACCGUGGAUAGAUUCGGGAGAAUCGAUAUCGCGUUCCUGGCUGCGGGGAUUAGUGGGAGUAUGGAAGCUUUUGAGACUUCGGAGGUCGAAGCGCUGGAUAAGGUGUUGGGUGUCAAUUUGAGGGGCGUGUGGUUGUGUGAGAGGGCUGUUGUGAAGGUUAUGUUAGGGCAGGAGGAGAGGGGUUUGACGACGGGAUUGCCAUACAAAACGAGAGGGAGUAUUGUUAAUGUUGGGAGUGUGUGUAGUCAUAUUACUAUGGUUCCGAAUCUAACGCCUUAUGUUAUGGCUAAACAUGGUCUUCUUGGUCUCACGAGAAGUACGGCUAUGGAUUUGGGACCUAAAGGUGUUCGAGUCAACUGUGUCAGUCCAGGAUGGAUCAAGACUGCCAUGACGAAAGAGGGGCAUGAGAAUAAGGAAGCUUCGGACGCAAGUUGUGCUAGAGUACCAAUGGGAAGAUGGGGUUCUCCUGAGGAAGUGGCAUAUCUGGCGACUUUUCUGUUGAGUGAUAAAGCUAGUUAUUUGACUGGAGGUUCAUACGAGGUGGAUGGUGGAAUGUUGUGUGCGUAA
This is a messenger RNA of Glarea lozoyensis ATCC 20868, 807 nucleotides long. Its product is annotated as NAD(P)-binding Rossmann-fold containing protein. Lineage: Eukaryota; Fungi; Ascomycota; Leotiomycetes; Helotiales; Helotiaceae. The coding region runs from base 1 to 807 and encodes 268 amino acids. Gene Ontology annotation, molecular function: oxidoreductase activity, acting on the CH-OH group of donors, NAD or NADP as acceptor. The record is from RefSeq and is a predicted model, not a curated record. The transcript has 6 exons.